Molecule: messenger RNA, 1012 nt
Organism: Blepharisma stoltei
Lineage: Eukaryota; Ciliophora; Heterotrichea; Heterotrichida; Blepharismidae
Source: the annotation of a GenBank genome assembly
AUGUUCUGGCUUUUCAUUACUGGAGCACUUGGAGCUUCAAUUCUAGGAGUCUCUCCAAAAAGUAAUUGCGAUUUAGUGCAAUCUUUAUAUCAAGCAGAAGUCUUUAGCUGCCUGGAUGGCUCUUUAGACGUCCCAGCAACCUUUAUUAAUGACAAUUUCUGCGACUGCACUGAUGGAUCUGAUGAGCCUGGCACCUCUGCUUGCAAGAAUGGGCAGUUCUACUGUGCUGAGGACGGAUACAGCCCUUUUACAAUCCCUUCUUCAAUGGUCGGCGACUCAAUUUGUGGUAUGACUUAUCUAGGAUUGCUGUGAUGGAUCUGACGAAGAACCAGGAAAAUGCCCUCACAACUGCAAGGAUAAAAAGAUGAAGUCUCAGGAAAAUUUAAGGCAAAAAUAUACAGAGUGGCAACAAGGACUUGUAGCAAAAUUAGCUGUAAUUGCUCAGGCAUCAGUAAAUUUGCAGACAAAGGAGUAUGAAAUUAAGAAACAUAAAGAGCUGAGAGAAGCUGGAGAAAAACAGAAAAAGGCUGCGUGGACUGUCGUUAAGUACUUGAAUGAGCACCAAGGAUGCAGUGAAGGGUCAGAAGAAAAAUUUGAGUCAAUCGGAAACACAAUGGAUGAGAUGGUUGUGUCAGCUACUAACAAAAUCAAAGAUCUGGAGGACGAGCUGACUUAUGAUGUUGGAAAAGAAAAAGAGUUCUGGAACUUAAUUGGGCUUUGCACUGAUUAUAAGGAAGCUAAAUACACGUAUACAGUCUGCUUUUAUAAGGAUGCUGUGCAAAAAGAAGGCUCAAGCCAGUUUCUCAUUGGCAGGUGGAAUGGGUUUGCUGAGGAUUAUCAGAAGAUUUCGUUCACUGGAGGAGACAGAUGUUACUCUGGGCCAGAGAGAUCGCUGACGUUAACAUUGGAGUGUGGUCCUACAGUCAGACUUUAUGGGCUUGAGGAGCCUGAAAGGUGCGUUUACACAGCGAAGUUGGUUGUGCCUGGAGCUUGCAAGCUGGACCAAUAUUAA